This is a messenger RNA of Adineta ricciae, 2673 nucleotides long. NCBI's taxonomy places the organism in Eukaryota, Metazoa, Rotifera, Eurotatoria, Adinetida, Adinetidae. The record is from the annotation of a GenBank genome assembly.
AUGUGUCCUACGAAGUGUGUUCAUGGAAAUAUUCGUAAAUUAUUCAGAAUGUCCUCGCAUACGAACAUGACUGAUGUUGAAAAACCAUUUAUGACAAACGAGAGAUUAUCUUUCGUACCAGAUCAUCCAACAAAAACGAAAAUGACACGUAUGGUAUAUACAUUCUGUAGUCUUAUUGUGAUAAUAUUGUUGAUGUACGUGUACUAUGGUGAUGAUUCUUGUGCGGAAAAGGAUUUCAUCUCAUCAGCUACGCUUGUAUCUGAUCUUCGCAAUGGUAAUGUCAAUAAUCCUGUCGUUAAUGUGACGAACGAUUGUGCGUUACGAUCUUUUACCAUUGAAAUGGCAGGUUAUAUUGCACCUUCAUUUUGGAAAGAGAAAUGGAUAAAACUUAGUAGAGAUGCUUUUCAAAUGGACGAAUGUAAUAUAACGACGGCAAUGCAUGAUACUGAUCGAUCAUUUCAAGUGACACCAGAAAGACAAAAGAGCAAUUGUCAGUAUCGGAUAUUUGUACAUGGUUCCUUAGGUCAUGAUUCAUACAAUGGAACAUUCGAUAAGCCAUUAAAGACUAUUCCCGCAGCAAUCUCAAUGAGCCGUUCAUUAAGACGUCUGUACAGUAAAGAUUCACUCUUAUGCAUCGUUAUACGUGAAGGAAUUUAUUAUCUCGGUAUGAGUGCAACAACGACGAGCAGUCAAAUAGGUGCUAUUGCAUUAACUGUGAAUGAUGAUAAUCUAGUCAUUGAAAAUUAUCAAGAUGAACGUGUGGUAUUGAGUGGUGGUUGGCCGUUAGAUUUGCAUUGGUCUGCUUAUAGAACACUCGGAAAUAACGGUACAAUUAUGCAAGCUCAAAUACCAUCGGACGUUAGACUUGACCUAUUCAAUGAAUUAUAUAUCGAUGGAAAACGAGCAAUUAUUGCUAAAUAUCCAAACGGUGAUCCUUCUACUCAAGGUUUAUAUGCGAAGACUCCAGGAUUUGCUUUCGAUGUACAAAAAUGGUUGCCAUCAACUUACAAUCCAAGUGUACAAGUACUUAUUCAGGAACCCUAUCGUAAUGGAACAGUUUUUCCUUAUUAUCAACUUGGUAUUGGUGGUGGUGCUUCAGUAUUUAAUCCGCCGACUAACUUCUGGAGUGGAUUUCAGCCGGCAGCUGGUGAUAAUUAUCGUACACCUCGCGGUUUUACACUACCUAACGAAACCCUACCUCGUCUAGAAAAUUGGAGCAAUCCGACUACGGGCUUCGUUCAUGCUUUUCAUGGUGGUUAUUGGGGCAGUUGGGUAUUUGAAAUCGAAUCGAUCAAUCGAACAGAAAAUACAAUCAUGUUCGGCCGAGGAGGAUUCCAAGAAGCACGCGGUAUGGAUAGUGGUGGUGCUUAUUAUGUAUCUAAUAUUUUAGAAGAACUCGAUUCGCCGAAUGAAUGGUAUUUAGAUAAAAAUACUCGUACUCUCUAUUUCAUGCCGAACGAUACCAUGCCCGGUGUCUUUGUUGCAAGUCAAAUUCCUUGUCUUAUAUCGAUGAGUGGCAGCAGUAUUAACAAUCCCAUUAAUAACAUUCUGAUCCAAGGUCUAAUAUUUACAGAAACAAGUAGCACAUAUAUGAGUGAUUACAUGGUACCAGGCGGUGGUGAUUGGUCUGUUCAUCGUGGUGGUACAAUAUAUCUCACAAAUACAAAGGACGUAAUCAUAACACGUAAUUUAUUUACACAAUUAGGUAGUAAUGGUGUAGCAUUAAUCGAUUCGAACGAAAUGACAUCAAUUACUUUGAAUGAAUUCGUUUGGUUAGCCGAUUCAGCUAUCAUACUCGUUGGCAGUACAAAUGGUAUUGAUGGUUUUAGUGUUACUAGUCAACCUGCUAAUGUGCUAAUACAAUCGAAUGUUAUACAUGAAACUGGAAUUUAUAUUAAACAAUCAUCUCCGGUAUUGAUAGCUGUUAGUCGAAGCACAUCUGUGAUCGGUAACUUAAUAUUUAACGUACCACGCGCAGCCAUUAAUAUCAAUGAUGGUUACUAUGGCAAUCAUACUCUCAGUUGGAAUGUCCUGUUUAACACAGUACGAGAAACAAGUGAUCAUGGACCGAUUAAUUCAUGGGAUCGACAACCAUUUUUAAGUGAUGCUGUUCAACACGGUUCACCUUCACUUUGGCAACAUUAUAGUUAUAUUCAUCAUAAUACUAUUUUCAAUAAUUACAAUUCUCUUUGGCCAAUCGAUCACGAUGACGGAAGUUGUUUCUAUGAAGAUAGUUAUAAUUUUAUGAUGUACGGUGGAAAGAAAAACUAUUUGGGUCAUUCGAAAAUCGAUCAUCAUGAAAUUUAUGUUUAUGCAGAUGCUAGUAAAGGUGAGUUCGGUAGUAACGUAUGUCUCGGUGAUUACGCACCUCAACGUGGUUCCAGUGGAUGGAAUGAAGUUUUUAUUAAUAAUACUUGUAUACUUUACAAUGAUUCUAUACCUUAUCUGAUUGGUGCCUGUGAUACUGCUGAUUUAUUUGUUCCAUACUUAGCUGAUAAUAAAAUUUAUAUUCCCUCUGGUAUGAAUGCCGUGUUUCCAUGUAUAGUCAAUGGUACAUUAACAAAACUUAGUUUGAAACAAUGGCAAUCAUAUGGAUUAGAUAGAAAUACGAUUGUUCAAGUUACUCCUGAUGUUCAAACUAUUAUUAAAUGGGGUCGUGAUAUGUUACAGUAG